CGGGCGCUGGUUCUGCUUCCCUCACUGGCAGGUGUCACCAUACCCUGUUCCUUCUCAGCCGCCGUUCACUUGGCGGCCGCGCCACCCCCGCCCGCGAAUCGACGCUUCGGACUAGCAAGGAGCCCGAGGGCGGGAGGACUCCUUACCUUUUGGGUCCGCCUCAGCGCCAUCCUGCCCCCGCUGCUGGGGACAGGGGCUACCGGGCCUGCUUGGCCACUGGCCGGCUUGGCCGCCGCGCUGUGCUGCAAGCUGGGAACGGCCGCCUGCGCGUGCGCGCCGCGGGGCACUAUGGGGCGGUGUUCUGCCUGUGGCGCGUCUCGGCGCGUGUCGGCGCGUCCUGGCGCCGGCGAGCGAAGCAGGCUCUGGCGACCCGGAGCGGCCGCGCCGCCGGUUGCCUCUCCCCUGGUCUCUGCCGCCCCGCGACCCUACCUCCCGGGUCAGUGAGGGUCUAGGGAGGCUGGCGGAGAGAGGGGCGGUCGUUGCUUUAACAGCGACCCGCCGAGCACCCAGGAGGUACCGCAGCCAUGCCCUCUGACCCACGCCCCCGCCGUGUUCCAUCCCAGGCUGUCACAUACUCCUGAAAGUAGUGGUUCUGCUUUGAACUUAAUUCUGAGGCUUCUGGGAAGAUGGUGGAGCCAGAAACACCAGGAAUCUGUCUACCCAACUAGGCAAAAAUUGCACCAGCAGAAUCAUCUGAUGUAACUGUUUUGGACCUCUGGAGUCUGUUGAACACAGACACUCAAAUUUGGGAGAAGUGGCCCCAGAAAUAAAAGCAUCUGAGAGACGAACAGCUGUGGCCAUUGCAGAUUUGGAAUGGAGAGAAAUGGAAGGAGAUGAUGAUGGUCCCAAUGAGGCUCAGGACAGUGACUUUCCAACAGUGGAGAGGAGCAGACUACAAGAAAUGCUGUCCCUCCUGGGACUAGAGACGUACCAGGCACAGAAACUCAGCCUCCAGGACUCCCUGCAGAUCAGUAGUGAUAGCAUGAAGAACUGGGCUCCACAGGCUCCCAAAGACUUGCCCUGGAAUUUCCUCAGGAAGCUGCAGGCCCUCAACGCCGAAGCCAGGAACACCACCAUGGUGCUGGACGUACCCCCGGACACCAGGCCUGCGGAGAAGGAGAGCCAGGUGGAAGAGGAGAUCAUCUACUGGGACACGGCCGACGACAUCUCUGCGGACAUCUAUUCCUUCUCCGAGCUGCCAACACCCGAUACGCCUGUGAACCCCUUGGACCUUCUCUGUGCCCUUCUGCUUUCCUCAGAUAGUUUCCUGCAACAAGAAAUCGUGCUAAAAAUGUCCCUCUGCCAGUUUGCACUCCCUCUCGUUUUGCCCGACCCAGAAAACCACUACCACACGUUUCUGCUGUGGGCCAUGAGGGGGACUGUGCGGACAUGGGGGUCACAGCCCCCAAGGGCGGUGGGCAGCUUCAGAGAAGACAGCGUGGUCCUGUCCCGAGCGCCCGCCUUCGCCUUUGUGCGCAUGGAGGUCAGCAGCAACUCCAAGUCCCAGCUUCUCAACGCCGUGCUCAGCCCUGGCCACAGGCAGCGGGACUGUUUCUGGCAUCGGGAUCUGAACUUGGGCACCAACCCUCGGGAGAUUGCAGACGGGCUGGUGGAAAUUUCCUGGUUUCUUCCCAGUGGCAGGGAGGACUUGGACAUUUUCCAGGAGCCCGUGGCCUUUCUGAACCUGAGAGGUGACAUCGGCUCUCACUGGCUGCAGUUUAAGCUCUUGACAGAAAUCUCCUCGGCCGUGUUCAUCUUGACUGACAACAUCAGUAAGAAGGAAUACAAACUGCUGUACUCCAUGAAGGGGUCGGCCACGAAAUACUACUUCAUCCUGAGCCCCUACCGCGGGAAACGGAACACAAACCUGCGGUUUCUGAACAGGUUAAUCCCUGUGCUGAAGAUGGACCCCUCGCACGUCCUGGUGAAGGUCAGCAGCACGGACAGUGCGGGCUUCGUGCGCCGGAUCCGCGCCAUCGUGGCGCACGUGACCCGGGCCCCCUGCAGGAGGGUAUCCGUGGAGGACAUGGCGCAUGCGGCCCGCAAGCUGGGGCUGAAGGUCGAUGAGGACUGCGACGAGUGCCAGCGGGCGAAGGACCGGAUGGAGCAGAUCACCAGGAAGAUCAAGGACUCGGACGCCUACCGCCGGGCCGAGCUGCGGCUGCAGGGGGACCCUUGGAGAAAGGCGGCCCAGGUGGAGAGGGAGCUCUGCCAGGCCCAGUGGGCUGGGGACCCUCCUGAGAGGUGCAGGGCUGAGCUGAGGCAUCGGCUGCUGGAACUUCGAAUGCAGCAGAAUGGCCACGAUCCUGCCUGGGGGCUUCAGGAGUUCAUCUCGGGCAUCAGCAGCCCCUCUCUGGGCGAGAAGCAGUACUUCCUGAGGUGGAUGGAGUGGGGACUGGCCCGGGCGGCCCAGCAAAGGCCGAGAGCGUCUCCGGAGACGAUGCUUACCCUGAGAGCAAAGCACCGUGGGGCCGUGGACUUCAGCGAGCCCCUCUGGCCGGAGCCCCUGGGGGUGGAACACUUCCUGCGGGAGAUGGGGCAGUUCUACGAGGCCGAAAGCUGUCUCGUGGAGGCCGGGAAGCUGCCGGCGGGGCAGAGGCGGUUCGCGCACUUCCCAGGCUUGGCCUUGGAACUGCUGCUGAAGGGGCUCCCCCUGGAGCUGAUCGACGGGAACACCCUGAGCACCCCCCUGCGCUGGGUCACGGGGCUCCUGAAGGAGCUGCACGUCCGCCUGGAGAGGAGGUCGCGCCUGGUCGUCCUAUCGGUGCUCGGCGUGCCGGGCACAGGCAAGUCCACCCUCCUCAACACCAUGUUUGGGCUGCGGUUUGCCACGGGAAGGGGCCGUGGUCCUCGAGGGGCCUUCAUGCAGCUCCUGACGGUGGCCGAGAGCUUCAGCCAGGACCUGGGCUGUGACCACAUCCUGGUAAUCCACUCCGGGGGCUUGAUAGGCGGAGUCCUGACCGAGGCAGGGGAGAGGUUUGAGCAAGAGGCUUCCCUGGCCACGUUGAUUAUGGGGCUGAGCAAUGUCACUGUGGUCAGUUUAGCUGAAACGAGGGACAUUCCGCCGGCUAUUCUGCAUGCGUUUCUGAGGCUGGAGAAAACAGGGCACAUGCCCAACUAUCAGUUUGUGUACCAGAGCCUGCAGGAUGCGUCUGCCCCCGGCUCCAAGCCGAGAGAGAGGAAGCAGCUCCUGGACGAGCCCAGGGAUGCGAGCAGAGCCACGGUGCAAAUGGAGCAUCAGGGUGGCGGGAUCCGGACGCUGGCUGGCCUGGCCUUUUGUGACCCUGAGAAGCAGCACAUUUGGCACAUCCCCGGCCUGUGGCAUGGAGUGCCCCCCAUGGCCGCUGUGAGCUUGGGGUACAGUGAGGCCAUUUUUGAACUGAAGAGAUGCCUGCUGGAAAACAUCCGGAAUGGCCUGUCCAACCAAAACAAGAACAUUCAGCAGCUCAUCGAGCUGGUACGACGGCUGUGAAGCAUCGAAAGAAAAGGAGUCCAGCUGCCAGAGGCCCGCCGCGAGCAGCCUGUUCUGAUGGGGGUGUCCACGUGGGGCUGUGCCCAGCUCCUGAGAGGGGAGCCAAGUGACGGACGGGGCCCAGGUCUGGAGUGGCCUACGCAGUGUCAGGGAAGGAUGUGACCUCACAGAUCAGCUCAGAGAUGCUCUCGGGAGUAUAAGAAGCCUGGGGCAGGAGGGGUAGACACAAGCAGUAACUUGUCCUUUGUCUCUGAACUUCGAGGCCCCUGGUGGCUUGGCCUUUCGUACAGCUGCUCCCCGUUCUCUGCCUCUGGAGUGGAGAGUGGCUCCUGAGCGCUGCAGCCCGGGCAGCUGGUACCGGGGACAGGGUUGGGGCGCUGCCCUGAGGAGGCAGAGGUCGGCCUUCCCUCCAGCGAGCCUCAGCAUCGGCCUCGGUGACCUGGUCCUGCCCGCUGAGGAAAGGGCCCGCCGUGGGCAGGGGCUACUGUGCUACUCAGUGUUGACCGACCCUGCCUCGGGGGGGGUUCCUGUUGGCUCUCGUGCGCCCACAGCGCUCCGUUCACACCUCUGUCGCAACACUCAGCACGCGCAGCGUGACUUACCUGUGCACGUGUCUGCCUCUCCCCUAGACCUGUGAGCUCCUUGAGAGCAGGGGCUGUACACUACCCAACUUUGUACCCCCAGGGCCUGGCACACCGCAGGCACUUAAUAAAUGUGUGUUGAAUGAAUGAAA
Messenger RNA from Orcinus orca (killer whale), 4205 nucleotides. RefSeq names its product upregulator of cell proliferation (gene URGCP). Bases 824 to 3472 code for a protein of 882 amino acids. Gene Ontology annotation, molecular function: GTP binding. The transcript is spliced from 6 exons. The record is from RefSeq and is a predicted model, not a curated record. Lineage: Eukaryota; Metazoa; Chordata; Mammalia; Artiodactyla; Delphinidae.